AUGUGUCUCCCUAGGUGUGCUGGUGGAUGGAACAUUAAGAAUAUGGAAGUGUGGAACAAAGCAGCAGUGUGCAAGUUACUGUGGGCCAUCACCAAUAAAAAAGACAAACUAUGGGUGAGGUGGGUGGAUAGUUAUUAUAUGAGAGGCAGGGAUGUUGCUGGUUUCAAAUGUCCAAGUACCAUGUCUUGGUCCCUUAAGAAAAUCUUUGGCUGUUGGCACCUUAUUGAGUCUGUUGGGGGAUGGCAGGCAGUUGUCAAGAAUGGAGCUUUCUCCAUUAAGCUCAUGUAUCAGAAAUUGAAUGGUGUCCAUAACAAGGUUUCAUGGAGAAGAAUUGUGUGCAAUAACAAAGCCACACCUAAGAGUCUGUUUGUGCUUUGGAUGGCUCUGUGGAAUAGAAUGCCCACUCUUGACAGGCUGCUGCAGUGGAAAAUAGUUAAUGUUAACUCCUGUUUGAUGUGUGGAUCAGCUGAGGAGACUGUGGAUCACCUUUUCUUCAAAUGUUCUAUUUCUAGUCAAGUGUGGCAGAAGGUGCUAGCUCUUCUUCAUUUUAGCAGGCCUGCUACUGGUUUUACAGAAGAGAUACAAUGGAUGAUCAAAAGUAGCAAGAGAGGAAGUGGAAGACAUAAACUGCUGCUCAUGUUCUUCUCAGAAUGUACCUACACUCUGUGGCUUAAUAGAAAUAAUAAAUUGUUCAACAACCAUUGUAAAGAAGCUGUUGUCUUGUUUAGAGAGGUUGUAUUUAGAGUGGCUGCUAGAGCUCCUACUGACCUUAGUGAUUUGUUAACUAAGUUAAGCUGUAGGUAG
Molecule: messenger RNA, 804 nt
Organism: Spinacia oleracea (spinach)
Lineage: Eukaryota; Viridiplantae; Streptophyta; Magnoliopsida; Caryophyllales; Amaranthaceae
Exons: 1
Coding region: 1-804 (267 amino acids)
Source: RefSeq, a predicted model, not a curated record